Messenger RNA from Pseudogymnoascus verrucosus, 2560 nucleotides. RefSeq lists its product as uncharacterized. The record is from RefSeq and is a predicted model, not a curated record. Bases 1035 to 2225 code for a protein of 396 amino acids. Gene Ontology annotation, molecular function: alpha-1,6-mannosyltransferase activity. Gene Ontology annotation, biological process: protein N-linked glycosylation. Lineage: Eukaryota; Fungi; Ascomycota; Leotiomycetes; Thelebolales; Thelebolaceae. The transcript has a single exon. Gene Ontology annotation, cellular component: mannan polymerase complex.
CUCUUGACCACCGUGCGGGGAUUCACAUACCAAGGACGCAUGCACCACCUAUCCACCACCUAUCCACCACCAGCAACAGGGAUGGGCGGUAUCACUUGGCAGAAAAGCUUGGAAAAGGUGCCAGAUGAGCAUGACUUGACUACACUUGCUCUGCUCUGCUCAGUACUCAGUUUACUCUACUCUACUCUACUCUAGACUGCCGAUUGUUUCACAGAGUACGGCAACGUUUUGGCGAGAGCAACGGCAAGUGCUACCCUAUCCGCUUCGGGUACUCUUAGCCUAACUUGGGAGUAUGGGUAUGUUCAUCAAAGUCCCUGAGUGCCCGGAAUCCUUGUCAGUCCAGUCUCCACUCACGCAGACAGAGAGAUUCUCUCCACUGAUACUUUCAACUGAUACUCCGAAAUCAGUAAACGAAGGGAUACAGUACUUCCAUCUUCCCGCAAACCACACCCGCUCCGCCAUGUACCGCCUUCUCUCUCUUCACUCUCUUUUCCACUCUCCUCCCUCAUACAAACUCUCUCCCAUGCUCACUCACUCACUCCGAUUCCCACCCAAUUCAAUACUUCCCCUCCCUCCUAUAUCUCAUACACCCUCCUGUACCCCCCUCCCACUCUCACAUACCUCCCAUACCUCCCAUCCCCCUCCAUCCCCCUCCAUCCCCCUCUCAAUUACUCUUCCGAGCAUAGUCAUCAUAAGUUCGCCCCUAAUAGCGUCCCCAGAAUACCCAUCCUUUUAGCGUCCCCAGCUUCUCCAAUUCCUCACACCCACCUCACUUACCCACCCCCACCCGCCAACUUUAAGGCCUGCCCUUUCUUCCCCUUCUUCCCUUCUUCUCCCCUUCCCUGCCUUCCCUUCCCGUGCUGAUCGAAAAGGGACAAACUUUUUCCUGCUCAUCCCCAACUGCUGCUCUCUUCCUCUUUGUCUUCGUCUUCGUCUCUUCUUCUGAACAAUCCAAUCUCCAGACAGACGACACCGACAAAAGCAGCAGGAGCACCACCACAAUCACAAUCACAACCACCAAAGCAACAACAGCAAUGAUUGAAAAACUCCAAACCCCCACCGCCUUCACCGGCCGACUCCCGCGCCAGAUCCAGCGCGCCCUCCCCGUCUACCUCGCCUGCAUCCUCAUCAUCUUCAUCAUCUCGCACGCCGACUCCCUCGGCGCCCCCCUGCGCGUCGCAAAGCGUGGCUUCUCCCACCAGCAGCCCCUCGCCCUCGCCACCAAGUUCCCCCGCAAGAUCUGGCAGACGUGGAAGGUCGACCCGCUCGGCUUCGAGGAGCGCGACUCUUCGUGCGCGCGCACCUGGACGUCGAAGAACCCAGGGUACAGAUACGAGGUGCUGACAGACAGCAACGACCUCAUGUACGUUGAGUCGCACUACGGGCCAGCGGGCCUCAACCGCCCGGACAUCGUCGAGACCUACCGCUCGCUCACCGCCAAGAUCAUCAAGGCUGAUUUAUUGCGGUAUCUGGUCAUGUACGUGGACGGCGGGUUGUACACCGACAUCGACGUCGAGGCGCUCAAGCCCAUCGACUCCUUCAUCCCCGACCGCUACAAAGAGGGCGACAUCGACAUGGUAAUCGGCGUUGAGAUCGACCAGCCCGAGUUCAAGGACCACGCCAUCCUCGGCCCAAAAUCCCAGUCCUUCUGCCAAUGGACUUUCAUGGCCAAGCCCGGCCUGCCCGUCAUGCUCCGCCUCGUCGACGGCAUCUUGUUGUGGCUCCAGGGACUCUCCGAAACGCAGGGCGUGCCAAUCUCCCAACUUCAACUCGACUUCGACGAGGUCAUCUCCGGCACCGGCCCGUCCGCUUUUACUUCGGCGAUUCUAGCUGAGAUCUCCGCAGGCGCAGGACACGCAGUAACAUGGGACUCCUUCCACGCCAUGCGCGAAAGCAAACUCAUCGGCGGCGCCCUCGUCCUCACCGUCGAAGCCUUCGCCGCAGGACAAGGCCACUCCGACUCCGGGAACCACAACGCCCGCACCGCGCUCGUGAAGCACCGGUACCACGCCUCCGGCUGGCCGACCGUGCACCCGCGCUACAGCCACCCGGUGUAUGGGGAGGUGGAGAGGUGCAAUUGGGAUAUCCAGUGCAUUCAGCUGUGGGACGCGAAUACGGCGGCGUUUAAGGCGUUGUCGAUAGAGGAGCAGGCGAAGAUGGUGGCGAUUAAGGAGGUGGGGGAUGCGCAGAAGGCGGCGGCGGCGCUGGCGGCUGCGGCGUCGUAGGGGGGGUGAAGGGGAAGAGAUGGAGUGAGAGUGGGUGGUGGAGAGAGGAGGCAUGCGGGACUGUGUCUAGCUGCCUCGUUCAUGAGCGAGAGAGCCCUGGGAACCUGCCAUUUCUGCGAGAUGCCAGCUGGCUGUGACUAUGUCCAGAGAGGGGAUACUUAGAUGAGAUUGGGAUGGAUGGAUGGGUUGAAUCUUUUUUUACACGCGGAGUCUGGGGAUGGCGGAGGGGAAGGGGGAUAGAUAGAUGGUCUUGUCUAGUCUGGUUUGGAUCUGGAUGGAGUAGGGCGUUUGUUUUUCACAUAUACGGGUUGAUUGGCAUUUUCUGGCAUCGGAAG